AUGUCCGACGCGCAAGCGAAGCUCGUCCUCUACAGAAGCUACCUCGGCACCGUCCAGCGCUUCCACGACUCGAGCACUCGUGCGCUCGGCGGCUACGCCCGAGUCGUGGACGUCGUGCUGAACGGGGACGAGGUCGAGCUUCGCAUCGAGACGCUGCACAGCGCGGAGCCGUCCGGCGAGUCGUGGAUCGAGGAGGAGCCGGACGAGUGCGCGGCUCACUUGUGCGAGUCCGCCGCCUCGGACAUUGCCGCCGCCAUUCUUCCCGACGCCGCAGCCAGCACGGCCGCGCCCGCCGGCGUCCUGUCCACAGUCCUCGCCGUCCUGGGGCAGCCUGCGACCAUCCUGGGGCAGCCUGCGAGCACUGUCAUGUCGGCGUCCUUCGUGCUCAAGGCGGGUCUCCGCCGCCUGGGCGAGUCGCUCGCACGCUCCGCAAGAGAGGAGGGAGGGCGCGCCGCCAUGUUGCGGAUAAAGGAACGAGCGCAGCGGCGAGGGGCCGAAGAGGCAUGGCGCGUGAGGGCGAAAUAUAAGCCGGGGGAUCCCGACGGGAUCGAUGGCGCAGACCGGGCGCGGGCCAAGGCAGAGGAGGCGGCGCAAAAGGAGCUGGCCGCCAGCAUCGCACGGAUCGGGCUGUUUGCCGACACGACCGCCGCUGCGGCCCUGCUCAAGCCGGUGUCUCAGGUGCUCUCCCGCGGCCUCGACGCAUCGGCCGUGCCGCGGGUGCUGGAGACUCUGCGCCGGCGGCUGGCGGCGGCGUGGCACGCGAGCGAGAGCAGCCUGAUCUCUCGGCUGACCUCGAUCGAGACCACCACCGCCUCGCUCGACGAGGCGCUCGCCGCGCCGUGGAGCGAUGGCCGCGCAGCGCUCACUCGCCUCCGCGAUGCGCUGGCGAGGCUGCUUCAACGAGACGUUGACAGCGAGUGGCAGGCGGCUUGCGACGAGGCGCUCGAGGAGUGCAGGGAUCUGGCCACGAGCGAGCCGCGCCAGAUCGACGGCCGCCUCCGCGCUCUCGAGGAGAGGCUGCUCUCGCUGGCGCGGGAGGCAUGCGCUCUCCUGCCGGAAUGGAAGCGGCUGCGCGCUGAGGAAAGGACUCGCGAAAACUUUCGUGCGCUUCGCACCGACGUCGCAGCGCACACGCGCAUCGCCGACGGGGACGUCGAGGAGGCUGCGGCGCAGCUCGUUGCCGAGGUGCGAGCCGCCGUGCGAGCCGUGCCGGAGUUGUACGAGCAGGCCAUGGACGCCGCCAUCGACGAGGUCAAGCAGAAUCCGGCGCACGCAUCGUACUCUCGGAAUCUCAGCCAGCUCGUGCGAGAGAAGGCGGGUAUCCUGAAACAGUGCAAGGAAGCGCGAGACGAGUUGGCGGAGGCGGCGGUCGAGACGGCAAAAGCGAGGCUCGCCGUGUGGCGGGAAGAGGCGAUCGCAGCCGUGUCGGCCGUGCAGCGCACCGCAAGAGAGGGUCAAGCAGGCGGCGGCGGCGCGAGCAGCGACGAGCUCCGCCGUGCGCUGAGGCAGCUCCCCUCCGGGGCCGAGGGCAGUCUCGUCCAGGCUCUGAUUGCGUCGGCGGGGGAUGACGCGGCAGCAAGCAUCUCGAAGCUCGUCGAGCGCCGCGUGGAUGACCUGCUCGCCUCCUUCGGCGAGGCGCUGUGCAAAGGCGGGCGGCACACGUGCGUGCUCUGUGGAGACGCGGGCGCAGCUCUCGGCAAGGCGAGCGUUUCCCACUUCCCCGCGGGCUUUUGUGGCUGGGCUUCAGGCGUCUGCGAUGCGCAAGCAUGCGAGUGUUGGGGCAAGGGGAAGCAGCGGGCCGUGAAGCUUGGCGACGUUGCGCUGCAGCCGCUCCCAGCCUUCCAGUUUCUCGGCUUGCGGGAGGACGCCUCUGCGGCUGCGGUGUCGAAGAGCUUGCGCUCGGCGAUGCGACAGCAUCACGCGGAUCGUGCGGGCGGCACGGCGGCUGGCUGGGCUGCGUGUGAGGAGGUCGGCCGCUGCCUCCGCCAGGACGCGGCCCGCAGCGCGUACUUGGAAGGUCGCGGCCAUGAGUACUUCGUGAAGCACUACGGCGACGACCCGGCGGAGCAGCUGGCGAAGAUUAAAAAAGAGCAUGAGUCUGCGCUGACGGAGCACCGCGCCCGGUUGGCGGGAGCCAAUCGGGCGCAACAGUCGAGCUCGAUACGACCGGAGGGGCCGCGCAGGAUUGAGGACAAGACGCUCCUGCCUACCCGGCUGCCAAAGACGAGCGCGAGGCAGUACUCCAUCGAACAUGAGGAAUGGGUGGACGGCAAAAACUUCCCCAGCGUGCGGACGCGUGUCGAUUGGGCGUCUCGGCUCACCGACAGCAUGCUGGAAAAGGGCUGCUACUACGAGCUGGAGGUGGCCUCGGUCCUCGGCCCUCGGUCCGCUUCGCCGCCGGACUCGUCAUACGUAAGGAGAUACAAGGGGCUGCAGACUCACUUCGAGUUGAGCCUCUGCGACGAGAGUGCCGCCCCUCGGACGUUUCACCUUCGCGUGCGUGCUCGUGCGGCGGAUGGGUCCUUCGCAUCAGAAUGGUCUGAGCCGCAGUCGGUGGUUGUGAGUGAGCUCGAUCAGCUGCGCGAUUGGGCGUCUGAGGAGAUGCUCAAGCAGCUCAAGAGCCUCGCCAAGCGCGCUACCGACGCGCAGGCGGCGUUUAAGCAGCAGCACUUUUCCUUCCCGUUCGCCAGGCUCGUCGACGACUUGCAGGCAGCUGUGCUUGAGGCCAACGCGGACAACUUCCAGGGAAGCAGCGUGCUACUGCCGGGCCGCUUGCUGAAGAAGAAAAGACGUUUGUGCCUGGUCUACACGCGCGACAUAUCCGCCGAGUGGCACGCGCGUCUCGGCAAGGCCCUCGCUGACACACAAGAGCUUCAGCGGGCGGCGGAGGCGGAGGAUGGGGCUUGCGGCUCUUGGGCGAGGAUGGAGGCGGAGGCGGUAGAGGACAGAGCCUCGAGCGCAGCGGACACGGCAGUGCCGAAGCCACUGCCAGAUGUGGUCGACCGACUGCACGCCAAGGUUACCGAGAUGUGCGAGGCCUACUUCACGUCGAUCGGGCACCUCCAGUCGCAGGCGCCGCCGCUCCCAGCCGGGAGCGCGGCGGGCGCGGCAGCGGGGCCGGGCGCCGAGACGGUGGCCUCCUUUGCGUCCGACGUGACGCGGCUGCACCGCGAGUUUGAUGGCCUCGUGGACGAGCUCGAGAGCCAGCAGUGCAGCGAAUCCGAGCAACUCGCGGCGAUCGAGACGCUCCAGUCAGAGCUCCGGAGAGCCGACGCGGAGCUCCGCACCGAGGCGGCCGCCCUCAAAGAGAUUGGCUGGCGGCGCUCGGAGCCGUCCACGUGA
Molecule: messenger RNA, 3342 nt
Organism: Emiliania huxleyi CCMP1516
Lineage: Eukaryota; Haptophyta; Isochrysidales; Noelaerhabdaceae
Exons: 2
Coding region: 1-3342 (1113 amino acids)
Cellular component (GO): mediator complex
Source: RefSeq, a predicted model, not a curated record